Molecule: messenger RNA, 616 nt
Organism: Staurois parvus
Lineage: Eukaryota; Metazoa; Chordata; Amphibia; Anura; Ranidae
Source: the annotation of a GenBank genome assembly
ACGCUGUGUCCCUCGUCACAGCGGAUCACGGAUCACGAAAAGAGCCGAAGAUGUCAGCUCGGUCAUGUGAUCAGCUGUGUCCAAUCACAGCUGAUCACAUGGGACAUGUACACUGAUCAUCAGGGCACUGAUGAUCAGUGUGCCCUGAUGAUCAGUGUGGCCCCAGAAGUGCCACCUGUCAGUGUCCAUCAGUGCCAGCAGUCAGUGCUCAUCAGUGCCACGUGCCAGUUCCUAUCAGUGCCACAUCAUGCCACAUAUCAGUGCCCAUCUGAGCUGCCUUUCAAUGUCACCCAUCAGUGCCAGUCAGUGCCACCUAUCAAUGCCAAAUCAAGUGCCACCUAUCAGUGCUGCCAAUCAGUGCGACCUAUCAGUGCCAGUCAGUGUCUCCUAUCAGUGCGCAUCAGUGCCGCCUAUCAGUGCCAGUCAGUGCCGCCUAUCAGUGCCAGUCAGUGCCGCCUAACAGUGCCAGUCAGUGUCGCCUAUCAAUGCCAGUCAGUGCUGCCUAUCAGUGCCAGUCAGUGUCGCCUAUCAAUGCCAGUCAGUGCUGCCUAUCAGUGCUAGUCAGUGUCGCCUAUCAAUGCCAGUCAGUGCUGCCUAUCAGUGCCACCUAUCAGUG